Cucurbitaria berberidis CBS 394.84 is the source of this 535-nucleotide messenger RNA. RefSeq lists its product as uncharacterized. The record is from RefSeq and is a predicted model, not a curated record. The coding region runs from base 121 to 315 and encodes 64 amino acids. The transcript is spliced from 2 exons. NCBI's taxonomy places the organism in Eukaryota, Fungi, Ascomycota, Dothideomycetes, Pleosporales, Cucurbitariaceae.
CUCUCACCAUCGCAAGAAAACCUUAACCACCCCAUUUUAUACUUAAACACUAUCACGUUCUCGAAUACGCUUAACGUUAAGGAGCCGAUCCUAUUGUUCGAAAUCUAGUACAGCCUCAAAAUGCCUACCGAACAAAAGCAAAAUCAGGCCACCCCACCCUCUGAGCCUAAGGUUCAGCCCUGGAGAGCACAUUGGCCACCCAGUACGCCUGUCACCGUUGGCGAACAACACGGCUUCCAGAAGGGCGAAAAGAUUGAGCUGGAAGGGACCGCAUCUGGUGCACAUUUGACGUCACUGGAGAAGGAUGAUAAGUAAUGCGAAGAGUGCGCAGUCAGCUUCCGGACACCGCGGGCAACGAGCCUUGCAAUCGCGUCAUCUUAAGGAGGUCGAAUCGUGAAUUCAGUCGCAAUGUAUUUUGCGGUUCAUGUCUUGUUAUGAACUAUGAAGAAUAACGGAGAUCGGAUACCAUAGAGUAGGAUUGAUGAAACAUUCGUUCUCGUGAGACUUUACAGUCCAUAUCAGAAAGUCGUCGUGC